Hipposideros armiger (great roundleaf bat) is the source of this 1982-nucleotide messenger RNA. It is a transcript of the gene GNPNAT1, whose product is annotated as glucosamine-phosphate N-acetyltransferase 1. The coding region runs from base 216 to 770 and encodes 184 amino acids. The transcript has 6 exons. Lineage: Eukaryota; Metazoa; Chordata; Mammalia; Chiroptera; Hipposideridae. The record is from RefSeq and is a predicted model, not a curated record. Gene Ontology annotation, molecular function: glucosamine 6-phosphate N-acetyltransferase activity.
UGCGUAAGCGGGCGGGGGCGGGGUGGAGGCGUUGGCGCUGCCACGUCUUGGCUGCAGCGGCGGCGACGACUGUGGUGCUGAAGGUGGAGGUGGAGGAGGUGGGGUUGGCCCUGAGGCAGGAUCCGGAUCCAGUACUGUGUACCCGGGUGGGUGAGAGUCUGCCGGGCCGGGAGAGGAGCGCCGACUGCGGGGUCUCUACUGACCUUACUGCAAAGAUGAAACCUGAUGAAACUCCUAUGUUUGACCCAAGUCUACUCAAAGAAGUGGACUGGAGCCAGAAUACAGCUACAUUUUCUCCAGCCAUUUCCCCAACACAUCCUGGAGAAGGUUUGGUUUUGAGGCCUCUUUGUACUGCUGACUUAAAUAGAGGUUUUUUUAAGGUACUAAGUCAGCUGACAGAGACUGGAGUUGUCAACCCUGAACAAUUUAUGAAAUCUUUUGAGCACAUGAAGAAAUCUGGGGAUUAUUAUGUUACAGUUGUGGAAGAUGUGACUUUAGGACAGAUUGUUGCUACAGCAACUCUGAUAAUAGAACAUAAAUUCACCCAUUCCUGUGCUAAGAGAGGAAGAGUAGAAGAUGUUGUUGUUAGUGAUGAAUGCAGAGGAAAGCAGCUUGGCAAAUUGUUAUUAUCAACCCUUACUUUGCUAAGCAAGAAACUGAACUGUUAUAAGAUUACCCUUGAAUGUCUACCACAAAAUGUUGGUUUCUAUAAAAAGUUUGGAUAUACAGUAUCUGAAGAAAACUACAUGUGUCAGAGGUUUUUAAAGUAAAAAUCUUUUAAGAAAGACAUUUGUUGAAGGAGCUAAUGCAAGAAGGCUAUAUAUCCUUCCUAGAGGUAAAAUAUUUUGCUGCAACCUAGUGACCUCUAUAGAUACUGGAUUGUAAAAAAACAUUGUAUACAAUAAAUAUUAAUGACAUUAGAUUACUUUGGGUUGGUGGGACAUGCUGUGAGUUUAGAUUACAAACAAAUAUUAUAAAGAGGAUGAUUUUUAACCAAAGGAGUAUAUUUUUAACUUGAAUCUUUUCUUGCAUUGUAUUUUUCUAAAGUUGGGCUUCAUUUCUUGGUAGAGUAUAGGUAGUAAGGAGUUAUGUAUUUGCUGUCUGUACUGCUUAUUUUUAAAAAAGCACACAAUGAAUAAGGCUGUUUCUUGUCACAUUCAUAAAAUUAUUUUUGUUUCAAAGAAACAUCUAAAUACCAAUUAGGGAUGUGUAAUUUCCCAUAUAUUAGUUGAAAUCGGAUAAGUUAUAUAUAUGUAAUACAGUCCAACAUUUGUUGAUCCUACUACUGUAUUGGCAAAUAACCUGGUCAGCCUUUUAAAGUAGAAAUGAAAACUAACUUGUAAAAAUGUGACAUGGUUCAAAGUGAAACAAAUGUACGUACAUCUAAAAGUUAUACAUAGUUCUAAUGUAGAUAAAGCACCACCUGUCUUGUAUGUGAACUAUAAUAAUUACUCAUUUGUUUAAAAUACGUAAGAGCAAAACAAGGUACUUUUUAAUAGUGAAUUAGCAAGUCCUGGCAUAUUAUGUAUUUCUAACCUGAUUUCUGAUUUUUUCAUGGGUGUCUGAAGCCUCUAUUCUGAGGAACAUUUUUAUGAAAAAUCGAUUACAAAAUUGAGUGGAAUAUUUAAAAACGUAUCAUACUGUAUUUGUUACAUUCUUAAAAUGUUGACAGAAGCUUUUCUAUUUAAUGUGAUUAUAAUGGUAUUCUGGUUACUAUCCUGCUUUGACUAUAUUUAUUUAAUUAUUUAAGUUGAAGUAGGAAUUAGAUACUUUAUUAAUAAUGGUUCUAUUCUAAUCUUUUGCAUUCCAUGUUUCAUUAAACCUGUUCAUAUGAUGAAUAGUCUUUUGUUAGAAUCCUAAUGUUGUCUGUGCUUUCCUUGAGUCUUCUAUUGAACUCUACUAGGUCAAGUCAUAAUUAAUAAAAUUAGUUUUGUGUACUCUUUGUAAAAUGAACUUGAAAAGUAAAGACCACCUAUUUCUCA